Messenger RNA from Tarenaya hassleriana, 1705 nucleotides. Its product is annotated as heat shock 70 kDa protein 9, mitochondrial-like. Gene Ontology annotation, biological process: cellular response to unfolded protein; protein refolding. NCBI's taxonomy places the organism in Eukaryota, Viridiplantae, Streptophyta, Magnoliopsida, Brassicales, Cleomaceae. Gene Ontology annotation, cellular component: cytoplasm; mitochondrion. The record is from RefSeq and is a predicted model, not a curated record. Bases 214 to 1569 code for a protein of 451 amino acids. The transcript is spliced from 5 exons. Gene Ontology annotation, molecular function: ATP binding; ATP-dependent protein folding chaperone; ATP hydrolysis activity.
GUUUGGGGAUCCUCCAUUUCCUUUCAAGACUUUCCCGACGCCUUGUUGCCCAAGUUUACGUCUUCAUCUUGCUCCGUUACUAUAUAUAUUCCAACCAACAGUUCCCUCCCACCCUCCAUAAACCCUAAUCCCCCUUUUUUUUUUUGGUAACUAACCCUAAUCCCCCUUUCCCUCGGCUCCGGAAGCAAAACGGUCUCCUCUCUUUUCGUCGUGAUGGUGAGUUCUGUUUGCGAGAGAUUGCUGAGCAAUGUCUCACUGUCGCCUCUCAGAUCCGCUGUCAGAUGUUCAGGCCGAGCCAGCAAUCCAUCUAUGACAAUUGUCGCCUCUCGCCGACGGGAGCUCUACUCCGCUUAUAAAUCCUUGCAGCUUUCCGUGAAUGGGAAGACGUCUUUGGAUUUCUCAGCGAGGGCUUUCAGCUCCUGGAAGGAUGAUCUUGAUAUUGACUUGGAUACCACCAUCUAUGUGGAAGAAAAGAUUGGGAAUGCCCAAGGAACUCUUUCAGUGGUUGCUAUUAACCACGAGGGUGAACUCCUUGUGGGAACCUCAACCAAACAAUUUGAAGGCUCUCAGAUACAGACGGAAAUGGAAAUAGUACCGUGCAAGAUUGUUAAAGCUCCAAAUGGCGAUGCUUGGGUCGAAGCAAACGGGCAAAAAUACUCUCCUUUCCAGAUUGGAGCUUUUUUGCUCGCGCAAAUGGAUGAAUAUGCCCAAGAAUACUGUAAAAGAACUAUCUGGAAUUUUACUGUUAUGGUUCCAGCUUGUUUCAGGGAUGCACAAGUCGAAGUAACCUUCGACUAUGAUUACCAUAACGGAGAUAUUAUCUUGGCCAAAGACGAAGCCAGCGAGAAAGAAAUGGAGUUGGGCUUUCUGAUUGACAAUAGAUCUCACUUUAGUGUCGACAAUUUUGAGAAGUGGUUGAACAAGUACAGAGAGAAGAUCCCUGCCGAGAUUGCGAAAGAGAUUGAAAAAGCUAUGGCUCUAUACAGGAGAUCCCAGCGAGAAUAUUGCGAACAUAGUCUCUUCAAGUGCUGGGAUAAGUUAGAAGGUGCAAGGGACGCUCUUUCGAAAAUAGGUCAACACAUGCCUAAAGGAUCUUCCUCCGGAGAGAGUGACUUGGAUACCACCAAUUCCAUGGAAGGAAAGAUUGAGAAUGCCCAAGAAACUCUUUCAAUGGUUGGCAUUAACCACAAGGGUGAACUCCUUGUGGGAACCUCAACGAAACGGUUUGAAGGCUCUCAGACACAGAUGGAAGUGGCACCGUGCAAGAUUGUUGAAGCUCCAAAUGACGAUGCUUGGGUCGAAGCAAACGGGCAAAAGUACUCUCGUGGCCAGAUUGGGGCAUUUGUUGUCUCGAAAUUGAAGGAAUUUGCCGAAGCACACCUUGGAAUAACUGUCACCAAAGCUUUCUUCAGCAUUCGUGGUUGUUUAAGUGAUGGACCAGUCAAAGUAUCCUUCUCCAUUUCACCCGAUGAUGGCAUAGGCGGGGGCUUUGGAGUGGGAAAGAACGCAGUCGAGAUCGCCGCGGCAGAGUGUAAAAUAUAUAAGAAAAAAAAAAGGACGCUGCUCUAGAGGCUAAGAAUAGACUUUACUUCUGUUCCUCUCUUCUCUUAGCUUUGUAUGGUUUUAAUAGAGAUCGUUUGACUUUGAGCAUCAGGAAAGAGGAGGAAAGACUUCAGCUCUGAAAUAUAAAUUCGAUUUUAUUCAG